GGCGUAUUUUACACAUUUUGUUAUCCGUUCGCGACCUGUUCUGUUCUAAGUUUACGACGCGCUGUUUUUUUCCGAGGUUGAUGCUAUUACUGGCAUCAACUUCUCAGGGUUCACUUGCUGAUGUAACGUUACUCUGAACUUUGAUGCUAGCGGCCGACAUUAAGUGAAUAGCUGGCGACAGCGACAGUAUAAGUCUUGGUGUUGUGUAUUAUUCGGGCCGUUCUGUAGUUCGGGCAGAGUAGUGGGCCCGUCGUCAACUGGGACCAGCCGCUGGGUCGUGCUGGUAGUGUCCGGGUGGACUCUAGGCUGCGGCAGGUCUGUGCAGUGGUGAUAGUGGUCGCUGUAAGCAGCGGUUGUUAUCGUGGUAGUCAUUCGCUGGUCCUAUUGCAAUGCGGCGUCUGUGGGCGAGCGCGGUGGGAGCGUGCGUGUUGUUGGGAGGUUUGAUUACCCUUUCCAUGCCGUCGGAGGCAAUCGAACCACUGUCACUCACCGCCGGCGGUGUGGGAUUAGCCGUCUCAGCAGGAUAUGCGUUCUACAAUUCGUUGCGUUGCAAAUAUGAGGAAUGUUGCUCAGAGCCAUGGAUUCGCAAGAUUAAGUGUUCACCCUCGGCUAAAGGAAACAAGGACGUAAAGAACAAGAACCCUCCAACGGAUAAUGAUUACGGCUAUCUUGAGCAGGUUCUGAAGCAGAGCCUCCAUGGACAACCACUCGUUUACGCCUCGGUCCCCGGUGCCGUCGCACAACACCUGUGCAACCCCAACCCAAAAAAAGCUCUCGUCAUGUCCUUCCACGGCUGGACCGGGGGUGGAAAAAAUUACGCAUCGAUGAUCCUUGCCAACUACCUCUAUAAGAAAGGACUCAGAUCUGACUUUGUAAAGCUCUACGUAUCAACCCUGCACUUCCCUCACCAGGAUGAAAUUGGCCGAUAUAAGCGCAAGCUCCAAAAGGAAAUUGUUGAACAAGUGAAAAAAUGUCCUCAGUCGAUGUUCAUCUUCGACGAGAUCGACAAGAUGCCGGCUGGUUUAAUUGAUAUCAUCAAGCCUUUCUUGGAUUUUCACACUUCCCUCGAUGGAGUUGACUAUCGAAAGUGUAUUUUCGUCUUUCUCUCGAACACUGCUGGUGACCUUAUUGCGAGGCAGGCGCUCACGUAUUGGAAGGAUGGCAUCGACCGCAACAGGAUUGCGCUUAAGGACAUGGAAUCCGUGAUUGGACUUGGCAGCUUUAAUGAGAAGGGUGGUCUGUACCGCGCGGAUAUUGUGGAUAAGAAUCUCAUCGACGUGUUUGUACCGUUCCUGCCUCUCGAGAAGAGGCAGAUUAAUCAGUGCAUUCGCGACGACUUUCACCGGAAGAAUGUCGAGCCUACCAAAAAGAUGGUUGAUACUAUUGCCGACGAACUUGAAUACAUCCCUCAGGAAUUUCAGCUGUACUCGUCCACCGGUUGCAAGAAGGUCCAACACAAAGUGCAGCAAUAUCUUCACGGUGGGGUCAGUGCAGAAGAAGAUAGUGAAGAAAAUUAAACCUUUCUACAGAAACCUGCACUGCCCGAAUGGUUCCUUGUGCCCUUCAUAUCGAAAACAUCCCCACAGCCAUAACUGCUGCAUUCUUCCCGUCAGAAGACAAUGCGACGUCUUGAAAGACGCGGUGUCGUUAUGAUGGUGCAGGGAUAAAAUUACCAUGUGAACUACACGUGCCCUAUUACCUACGUUAUUAACUAUGUAACAAUACAGACGAUGCCGAUGCUGAAAAGUCAACAAGAAAGAAUAACCGUUUCCGAUCAUAAGCGUGACUACGGAGGAUCACAGGCUCAUCGAUGCGCGCCGACUAUAGCAGCCGCAAUCAUCUAGUCAAAAACAGGCCAGCAGCAGAAGAAGCAGCGAAUUGAAUGCGAGAUGCAACUUGGUCCUAGCUGCACCGUACAAGAGUGUGAUUGCUAACAAACAAGAUUUUUGAGUAUCCUGAGCCCAACGUCUUGUAAAGAGGUAGCGUGAGUUUGAUGGGUCUCUUGAGCGAUACACUUAUGACUGCCUUUUAUUAUUCAAUUUAGGAAUUAUUUUAGAAAUAUCGUCCUUGUCAUUAUCCUUAUUAUAGAUGCUGUACAAUAACAUAAUGUGGUUAAUAGAAAGAUAUUGUUGUGACAUUGGAUAUUAUCAAUGCCAUUGGAUCGAACCAGCUGGUUUCAUUUGCCUGCUGUCUUCACGUAGCUUAAUGCAGGUGGCUCGAAAUUGACAGACGAAUUUAUGUUUAACGGCAUUAGACUUUGUAAGGAAAAAAAUAAUUAUAAGGACCAUUGUCAUGUAUUUCUUUAUAUUCGUGUGUUUAGGAUACGUUUGUUUCUAAGCACCGUUAUUGUUUCGAUCUAAACUGCUUAAUCUGAGGGGUGCAAUACGAAACUUAACGGCCCUUUUAUAAGCUACAAAACAAAGGUAUAACUAAUCUCUCGCGUGUUAUUAAUGCAUCAAUAAAGCCCAUGCAAUGAAAAAUUAUACACUAGCAAAUAGCUGCACAACGGUAGUAAUUUAUACAUUGCUAAUUAUAAUCAUAGAAAAUAAAAAAUCAUUUGAAGAAUGCACGAUGAAGAUGAUUUAGGAAGAAUUAAUUCGAAAAGUGAUGGCGUGUUAGAUAAAACGAUAUUAUUCUUGCCGUUAUAAGGAGCAGGGAAACGUUGUUGGGUCGCGUGAACACCUCGAUUGAGAUAUGCAUUUAGAUAGAAAAUAGGAAGUAGCGAUGUCAGAUGUUGAUUUAUCAUCAAGUGGAAAUGAUUAAGGAUGGGUAACUCACUGUUGAAUUUGUACCUACCGUCAGGCACCAUCGCCAUUUGGUGACAAAAUGAACCUUAAGUGAAACGAAAGGCCCUCUGAGUAGGAGUGGCCCAGAAGCAAAAUGAUAUGAAAAAUAAAUAGUUAAAUAAGUAAAUACAAGAAAAAAAGAGAAGCGAUUACUUAAGUGAAGCGCAUUGCAAGAGUCAUAAGACGCCGAAGUGCCUUCCUUCAUCCAUUUUUUGCUCAUCGCUUUCAAUGCCGCUGCAACGAUGUCAGCGCCGUCCAGUUUUUGUAAAUAGAGGAAAAAAGAAUGUUCGUCUUGUUUUUCGGUAAUUGUGUACGUUUCUCUACAAAAUGUUUGGUUUGUUUUUCUUAAUAAAUUGGGCUAUUUAUUCAA
Varroa destructor (honeybee mite) is the source of this 3156-nucleotide messenger RNA. RefSeq names its product torsin family member (gene Torsin). Gene Ontology annotation, biological process: cellular response to misfolded protein. Lineage: Eukaryota; Metazoa; Arthropoda; Arachnida; Mesostigmata; Varroidae. Gene Ontology annotation, molecular function: ATP hydrolysis activity; ATP binding. The record is from RefSeq and is a predicted model, not a curated record.